Messenger RNA from Symbiodinium necroappetens, 306 nucleotides. The record is from the annotation of a GenBank genome assembly. Lineage: Eukaryota; Dinophyceae; Suessiales; Symbiodiniaceae.
AUGGAGAAGCUCGCGCAGGCGCUUGGGAUCUCCUACCAGCAGCUCCAGAAGUAUGAGGUGGGGAGCAACCGCGUGAGUUGCGGGCGGCUGUGGAUGAUCGGACAGACUCUCGACCUGCCGAUCGGCUUCUUCUUCGAGGGGCUCGAUGGAGACCGGCAGCCCGAGGGGGGCGAGCCCGAGGCGCUGGUCUCGCGGCGCACGAUCAACGUGGCGCGUCAGCUCGAGGAGAUCGAGGAUCAGGCCCUGCGCGAUCAACUCCUGGCGAUGAUCCGCACCUGCGCCCGCUCGGGCCGGAUGGCGUCCUGA